UGAAGAAGAGUUCUUCUUGUUUUGUAGCUUCAGUUUCUCUGAUUUUUACACAAAUUUACUAAAACUAAAUAUAAAAUACAGCAACAAAAUAAAGCUCUGCGGGAAGGAGGCAGCCGGACUGUUUAUAUGCUGUUAUUCCAUCGUGGAUCGGCUUCUUAUAGAUAUAUAUUUAAUUAAUCUAGAGGAGGACUGCUGCUGAGGCAGCACAGAGGGGUGGAGUCCAGUCCCACAGCCAGGUGCGGCACUUUAAUGCUUCAGUUGGAUGGUUUUCCUACUGGAGACGGUGUUAAGGCUGAUCGAUCGGCUGGCAGACUGACUGGAUCCAUGAUGGAAUUACAGACGUUACAGGAGGCUCUGAAGGUGGAGAUCCAGAUCCAUCAGAAACUGGUUGCCCAGAUGAAGCAGGACCCUCAGAACGCAGAUCUGAAGAAGCAGCUCCACGAACUCCAAGCAAAGAUCACAGCACUCAGCGAGAAGCAGAAAAAGGUGGUGGAACAGCUGAGGAAGGAGCUGUUGGUGAAGCAGGAGCCAGAGGCAAAGCUGCAGCUGCAUGUCCAAACUCCUCCAGCAGGCGGCGACAUCAAGCCAGCUAACCUGCUGCAGAGCCAGCAGAUACCUGGAGGACUACAGCAGCAGACUCUGACAGUCACACCGGUCCUCACCACGAAGACUCUACCUCUGGUGCUGAAAGCUGCCGCCACGCCCGCCCUGCCCGGUUCUGUCCUGCCACAACGCCCGCCCACUGUCGCUAUGGUAGCCACGGCUAUCACCAAACCCGACUCGCAGAACGCCCCCAUCAACCUGCAGGUGGCCAGCAAGCUGACCAAUCAGAGCUCGGAACCCGUGCGACUGGUAUCCAAGAACGCCAUGGUGGUGCAGGCCACCACCACCACCACCGCCCAGCCAAUCAAAGUUCCUCAGUUUGUCCCUCCUCCUAGACUGACGCCUCGACCCACCUUUCAGCCACAGGUCAGGCCAAAACCGGCCACACCCACCAACGUCCCCAUCGCCCCGGCCCCUCCCCCGCCCAUGAUGGCGGCCCCCCAGCUGCUCCAGAGGCCCGUCAUGUUGGCCACCAAGCUGUCGUCCUCGCUGCCGUCGGCGGCUCCCAUCCACCAGGUCCGCAUCGUUAACGGGCAGCCCUGCAGUAAGACCAGCUCCACCCCCCUGACGGGCAUUGUCAUCACCACGCCGGUCUCUGCUACCCCCACCCGCCUCGCCAGCCCCGCCCAGGCACCCAACCCCACCCCUAUCCCUGCCCCAACACCUGCCCCGAUCCAGAUCAGCAGCCUGACCACUGAGCCCAAGCAGACUGUUAAAUCAGGAGGCGGCGCAGAGCAGAAGGCCGUCGUCAGCCUCCCCUCUUCCUCCACUCCUCCGCUGUCUCCUCCUCCUCCUCCCAGACCCAAGAAAGAGGAGAACCCAGAGAAACUGGCCUUCAUGGUGUCUCUGGGCCUCGUAACACACGACCACCUGGAAGAAAUUCAGAGCAAACGACAAGAGAGGAAGAGGAGAACGACGGCCAACCCGGUGUACAGCGGCGCCGUGUUUGAGCCCGAGAGGAAAAAGAGUGCAGUGAGUUACCUGAACAGCCCUUUGCACCAGGGGACCAGGAAGAGAGGUCGCCCACCCAAAUACAGCAGCGUCCCGGAGCUGGGCAGCCUCACCCCGACCUCCCCCUCCAGCCCUGUCCAUCCCCUCCCCCUGCCCAGCCCCAGCUCUGGGGAUGGAGACAUCCAUGAGGAUUUCUGCACUGUGUGCAGACGCAGUGGCCAGUUGCUCAUGUGCGACACGUGUUCUCGUGUUUAUCACCUGGACUGCCUGGAUCCACCCCUGAAAACCAUUCCUAAAGGCAUGUGGAUCUGUCCAAAAUGUCAAGAUCAGAUCCUGAAAAAAGAAGAGGCCAUUCCCUGGCCCGGUACCCUGGCUAUAGUUCAUUCCUACAUCGCUUACAAAGAAGCUAAAGAAGAGGAGAAACAGAAACUGAUGAAAUGGAGCUCUGAACUCAAACUGGAGCGAGAGCAGCUCGAACAGAGAGUCAAACAACUCAGCAACUCGAUAACGAAAUGCAUGGAGACCAAAAACACCAUCCUGGCUCGUCAAAAAGAGAUGCAGCUCUCCCUGGAGAAAAUCAAACACCUGAUUCGCCUCAUCCAAGCCUUCAAUUUCAACCAAGCUCUGGCAGAGACAGAGGGUAAGGACUUCAGUGCCAGAGUCCAGGACAGUGCCGAGGGGGCAGCCGGCUCUGCAGCUGCACCAGAAGCCAACUCUGUGGAGAAAGUGAAGGCUGGGAGCACCUCAGCCAGCAGCAACACUGAUGGAAGCAACAAACAAGAGGAGCAGGGAGCCGCAGGGAACAACCAGACAACCGCAGCAGCAGGAGGAGACGCUGACGGCCAGGCUGUCCUAGAAGACAGCGCGGGCCUAACAGCGGAUGACAGCCCCGGUGUGGGGGCAGGGGGUGAGGCAGAGCCUGGUGUCGGGGCGGUGGAAGGCGGAGGGGGUGACACGGGGACCGGUGUCCAGGCGGAGGCUGCGGCCAAGCCUGAGACUGAGGCGGCUCUGGCGGUUGACAUUCCUGCUUCCUCAGCAGUCCCGACCGUUGCCACCACCAACGGUACGGCCGAGCCGGCCUGCCCUGACCGCAGCCCCGCAGGAGGCUGCCCCGCCACCGCCAACUCUGAGAACAAGAUGGCUUCCGUCAACCCUCCAGAGACAGCGGUGGAGAAGAAACAGGAGGAGAUCACUGACAGUGAUGGCAGCAACAACAACAACAGCAAAACCUCAGAACCCUCCCAGCAUUCUUUGCCAGCUCUUGUCAGCAGUUUGGACAAUAAAAAGUAAUGCUAUGUCUCUUGAGUUGCGGGAAUUCAAACAUAUAUAUUAAAAAAAUGACUUUUGCUUGCACCAUACGGUGCCCUGAAGUUGCCAAUCUGUAUAAAUGUUGUUUGUUUGCAUUGUAUUGUCAGACUGUGUCAAUGGUAGAUAUACAGCCCAAGUCACAUGGCUCUGGGAAGACGUAGGCUGUUCCACUCACAAAGCUGGGGUACAGGAAGGCUUACGUACCAGUGUCAUCAUGCCAAUUAGUGAUAGACAUCAGUGGUGGGAAUGCUCAAAGGGAGAUUUAAUUCAUCAUCACACCAGUGUGUGCCUGUUAUAGUGGCCCCUGUGUUCUCUUGUGGGGUGGGGAGAUGGGCUCACAUGGGUACAGAGAAAACCAAGAACAUGAAACCAAACAUCUGUCGGGGGUUACCGGUCUAAAAAGCAGUGUUUUGAGAGAGUACGCGUACUGAAAAGAGAACCUGUUCAUCCCCUCGUCCCGACAAACUUAAUGUGAACAACCUUUAGCUUCUGCAAUCCCAUGACCCUGAUCACCUCUUCCUUUCAACAACCCUAAACCUUUCCCGGUCAACUAACCCCUAAACGCUGCUCCCACUGAUCUUAAACUGACUUCCCUGAUUUCCCAAGCUUACCCAUUAACAAACAACUUAAACCAUCUUUACUCAGCAAAAUCCUGUAAUCUUUCCCAUCCUUCCCCAGUUCACCAACGAUCCAAUGUGGUGUACCGAAGGUUCAGUAUGCUUCAAACGAACUAGUUCAUGCUACGUGUCGAAUGAACACAUCUAAAGGCGAAAGUGUUUAUAGCUGUUCUGAACGGCCGGACUAGAUGAGAGGUGAAAAGCUGGCUGUUGACGGGACAGAUGUGAUGAAUUCAAAAAAAGAAAUAACAGCACACAGAAUCAGUUUGUCCCCAAACGAAUUUGUGGUGUUGCACUACAUCAAAAGAGAAGUUGAAACCAUGCUGACUUUCUCAUAGCAGCUCACCUGGCCGCUCGCUGCUUUAAGUCUGUGUGAUCGUUGGUUUCCAUAGAUGGGAAUCUGUAUCAGACAUCCAGCAAAUACUUUGUUUGAAGCAUACUGACACCUUUAAACCAACUUCCCUAACUUCCCCAUCAACCCGUGACUCGAACCAUGUUCAGUAUCAGUAUCCUCCCUCUAGUGACUAAAACCUUAACUUUAACCUUCCUCAGUCAACCAGCAAUCCAACGUGACCUAAAUUCUUUCAGCUAGAAGGUUUCAUUAUGCUUCAAGUUAACCAAUUUGUACAAAGUGUCAGCUGAAUACUGGUCAUUGUAGAGAAGAACGAGGUGCAAUGAAUCUUUGGGAAUUACCUUCCCCAGUCCACCAAAAAACGGCUCAGAAUGCUUCAGAUGAACUAAUUUAUAUGAAGUGCUGUUCCGAAGGCCCAAACUAGACGGCAACGUGAAAAGCCAGCCGUUGUAACGAGCAGCGAGAUCUAAUUAAUCAUUGAUGUGGCGAUAACGGAGUACAUUUCUUAGUUCUUAGUUGUUCACAAUCUCAUCACCUUGUUGGAAUGUCAAUUUAAGAAAGUUACAAAAUUAACAGAUGCACUCCCCCCUCAGCUGCAUGUCAGAAAGGUCUGGGGGGGGAGAGGUUUUUUAGAUACUGGGCCAUCCGACAAGUACUUCAUUGGAAGCAUUCUGGCACCUUUAAACUGGCGUCCCUACUUUCCUGUCAACCAAUGAUUUAAACUGUCUUCAGACUACAAAAACCUAUCCUUUAGACCAAAUGCUGUAACAUCCCCCCCGUGACCAAAAGACAAAUUUCCCCUGUCCAUCAGCGAUCUAAUUUCUCCUCCCUCAGAAAAGGGUUCAGUAUGCUUCAAUCCUAGUUUGUGCUAAGUGUCAUCUGAACACAAACAGAACAUCAAACAGGUGUCAGACACAGCUCCUGCUCUACUCAGAAGUCGGGAAAGUUGUGAGGACGUGAUUUUCAGAUGUUGUUCGAUGAUCCAACGAGCACUGCGUUUGAUUUGUACUGAUGCCUUUAAAAAGAAACCCCCAACCUCCAAAUCCUGCAACUUAAACUGUGUUUUUUGUACAAAGAAAAACUCAGCAGCCUUCCCCUAGUGACUAAAACCCAAACUUACCUUCCCAAGUCCUCCAACCUUCUGGAACCCUGACAACCCCAGGGAAGGUCCUACCCUCUCCCAGUUGACCAAUGACCAAACAUCCCCUACCAACCAACAAUCCCAGCUUCCCCUCCCCCAUCUCUGUCCCCGCUUGUAUCCCCGAGCUCAGGCAGAAAAGACGCUGACGUUGUGUUCAGCGGGUAUGGAGGACGAGGUCAAACAGGCGCGGUAGCCUAACAGAUGUUUUCAGUGGUGUCGGUCAAGUGUAGUGAUUGAGUUUUCAUUCGUGAGUUAAGUGUGUCAACUGUGAGCACUAAAUGUGAAAUUGCAAUAUUGCAAUGUCAACACACACAAACUAUAUCUGGGCUGUGUUUCUUUUUUAUAGGAAAAGAUAUUCAGGUCUUCCUAGUCUUCAGAAUAAGUGCUUUCUGUUCCUGAACCUGCUGGACUAGCAUAAUCAACACGGAAACGAAUCCUCUUUUUGAAGUGGUGAUCUUUGCAUUAUGUACAUUUCUGUUGAAUCCUGAACUGCCAAAAUGAUGUUGUAUCCAAAUUCAGCAGGGACAAGUCCACUUACUGUUUUGAAAGAUCAAAUCAUUGGCAUUGUAAGAUAUAGAUGCUACCAUUUCAGAAAUUGGAAGUCCCCAGAUUGAGACAGGAGAGCUUAUUAAACAAUAACAUUAAAGGAACUUUUUUUUUCCUUGAAAUGGAGGGAUUUGUAGUAUGAACCUGCUCCUUCAGAUGGAUCGCUAAGGAAAAUACCACAAAUCCUGAGAUAAAAGCACAAGCUUGCUGCAUUACAAAGAAGUGCUGAAGAGCUUUUUGUAUGUUAAUAUGGAAUUAAACAGAGUAUGCAUCUCUUUGUUGUGAUGUGACUUAUCCCCACAUUGCCAAUAUUUUUCUAGGAGGAAAUACAAACCUCUGUCUGACAUUUACGCUCAAGUCUAGUUCAAUAUUUUUGGGGAGGAAUUGCUGGGCUUCUGACUCAGAAACCCCUUCAUCCCCUCACAGUUAGACUAGUGCAUCUCUUCUUUCUGGAGCAUGUCUGGGCUGAAAUGUGAUGCUGUUAUUCGUUGGCUUGGUGGCUGUCAGUUCGGGUCUGUCUUUGUCUGGUGAACUGAACAUGACUUCUGGCUUCUUGUUGGGUACGGGGCAUUAACAAACUCUGGUCUGUUCAUUAACGGUGCCUCUGGUUGUGCUGGAAUGUUUUUCUUUCUUUGUUUCUUUUUGCAAUA
Molecule: messenger RNA, 6168 nt
Organism: Chelmon rostratus (copperband butterflyfish)
Lineage: Eukaryota; Metazoa; Chordata; Actinopteri; Chaetodontiformes; Chaetodontidae
Gene: phf21ab
Product: PHD finger protein 21Ab
Exons: 19
Coding region: 250-2844 (864 amino acids)
Biological process (GO): negative regulation of transcription by RNA polymerase II
Cellular component (GO): histone deacetylase complex
Molecular function (GO): chromatin binding
Source: RefSeq, a predicted model, not a curated record